GUCGAUGAGGAAAAAGUGACAGCACGUGAUAAGCAAAUCUCAAUUGCGGUGAGCAAAAAUUUCCCAGGAACAAGUGCGUUGAAAACCGGCAGUGAUGUAAAAUUUUGGCUGGAAGGUUUGAUCAAGGAGCUCGUGAAGCGUUUAGCUGACGAUCAAAUUAAAAACAAUCGGACUGCUUCAUCGCUUCAUAUUGGAUGCACAACGGAUGCACAUAUUGCACGUAGUUUACCAAUGAAUACGUAUGAUCCAAAAGGAUUGUUCACUUCAGUCUGGGCAGCUUUUCGCCUUCUCAACAAAUCGUCGACAUCGUCAGAAACGUGGUAA
Messenger RNA from Gongylonema pulchrum, 324 nucleotides. NCBI's taxonomy places the organism in Eukaryota, Metazoa, Nematoda, Chromadorea, Rhabditida, Gongylonematidae. The record is from the annotation of a GenBank genome assembly.